AUGAGCAAAAUAAUUCAGCAGAUAUUCGAGGACUACAACAGGUCCAGGACGCAGUUCACCCAAAGCAUAUAUGACAUGUGUCUAAAGGCACACAACAUGGAAGUAAUAAUUAGCACGGAUAUUAUAAUUCUGAUCCGUCCACUGAUUCUGGAUAAGGUUCCCAUCGUGCAGCAAAAUGCGACUCAAAUAUUGGCCAAAAUGGCUAGUCAUUCUGAGGAGGUGGCUUUAACCAUUUUGCAAAAUGAUGUCUUACCACAUCUAGUGUAUUGUUUAAAACAUGAAAAUAAAAAUUACAGAAAAAAUUGUGCCAAUACGUUGAAGUGUCUAGCUAGCCAUAAUGCCAAGCUAGCAAAUCUGGUCGCAGAGGAAGAAAACUGCAUCGAUAAUUUGAUAGACUGUUUGGACGAAUAUGACGUCAGACUGAAGGAAGCAUGUAUAAAUGCACUUUGCGCAAUUGUAAAGAAUGACGUUGAUCUGUCCAACCAACUCAUGGCCAAGGGGAUCAUCCCUCUGGUAAUUCUCUCAGUACAGGAGAAAGACACAAACUUAGUUAGAAGUUCAUUAAACAUAUUAACGGAGCUGAGUAAACACACCAACGAAAUUGCAAAGGAGGUAGUGGAUAAUAAUGCUCUCCCACAUCUAAUCAAAUUUUUAGACCACACAGAUGUACAGAUAAAACGCCAUGCAUGUAACUGCUUAGCCCAAAUAGCAAAACAUAAGGAAGACUUAACAGAACUAAUUAUAGAGAACGACGUUUUUCCAAAAAUUAUUUACCUACUAAAUGACAGUGACGAUGUUGUAAAGAAAAACUGUGCCAAUUGUUUAAAAGAAAUGAGCAAACAUAACGAGGACAUUUGUAAGAUCAUUUCCCGUGCAGGUAGUCUUCCCUUUCUAUGUGAAUGCAUUGAACAGUCAUCUAGGGGUAGUGUCCAAUUACCCGCAAUUUUGUGUAUUGGUUUUAUUGCCUCCUUUUCCGAAUCGCUAAGCUUAAAUAUCAUUUUAUCUAAUGCUAUUCCUAUUUUAAAAAAAUGCCUUAUUGAAGAAACGGAGGAUUACAUCAAAGCUGCAUGUGUGUGGACCCUUGGCAAUAUCGGCAAACACUCCUCCUCUCAUGCGAAGAAACUAUGCGAUGAAAACCUCCUCAUCAUUUUCGUAAAUUUGUACAACGCAAAUGAUUCAUCGGAUGACUUAAAGAAGAAAGUUAAACUUUCCUUCAAAAGCGUCAUUCAGAAGGUCAUCGAUUUGGAGUCUCUAGAACCCGUUUUUCUCAAAGCAACUGCUAAGUUGGCCAAAUACUGCAUCUGCCAGUUCGCCAAAAUUAUUCCGAAAAACCCCACGUAUAAGAAGUCUUUCAUCAAGUCCGGCUGCCUCAAGUAUCUGCAGGAAAUGAAGAACUCCGACGACGCGAAGAAAAUCGAAAUGGAGAUUAACACGAUUAACAACUCCUUCCCAGAGGAUAUCAUUAACUACUACACCCCCGGCUAUUCGGAGACGUUAAUAAAAAGGAUUGACCAGGCGGGUAAAAGUUGA
This is a messenger RNA of Plasmodium coatneyi, 1530 nucleotides long. RefSeq lists its product as uncharacterized. Bases 1 to 1530 code for a protein of 509 amino acids. NCBI's taxonomy places the organism in Eukaryota, Apicomplexa, Aconoidasida, Haemosporida, Plasmodiidae. Gene Ontology annotation, cellular component: microtubule cytoskeleton. Gene Ontology annotation, molecular function: microtubule binding. Gene Ontology annotation, biological process: cilium movement. The record is from RefSeq and is a predicted model, not a curated record. The transcript is spliced from 2 exons.